Molecule: messenger RNA, 4230 nt
Organism: Hyposmocoma kahamanoa
Lineage: Eukaryota; Metazoa; Arthropoda; Insecta; Lepidoptera; Cosmopterigidae
Gene: flfl
Product: serine/threonine-protein phosphatase 4 regulatory subunit 3
Exons: 9
Coding region: 1-2400 (799 amino acids)
Biological process (GO): protein dephosphorylation; DNA damage response
Cellular component (GO): nucleoplasm; protein phosphatase 4 complex
Molecular function (GO): protein phosphatase activator activity
Source: RefSeq, a predicted model, not a curated record
AUGACGGACACUAGACGAAGAGUUAAACUUUAUGCUCUGAACGCUGACCGGCAAUGGGACGAUAGAGGAACAGGACACGUCUCUUCUUGCUAUGUGGAGAGACUCAAAGGAACUUCUCUAUUAGUGAGAGCAGAGUCAGAUGGCUCCCUCCUCUUAGAGAGCAAAAUCCAGCCUGACACUGCCUAUCAAAAACAGCAAGAUACAUUGAUAGUUUGGUCAGAAGGUGAUAAUUUUGACCUAGCAUUAAGUUUUCAAGAAAAGGCUGGCUGUGAUGAAAUUUGGGAAAAAAUAUGUCAGGUACAAGGGAAAGAUCCAUCAGUCGAAAUCACUCAAGAUAUUGUAGAAGAGUCAGAAGAUGAAAGAUAUGAUGAAAUGUCAGACAGUGUCCAGCCUGUUGAAUUACCAGCAUGUGAAAUGGGCCGUUUGGAAGACAUCAGCGAAUUGGUCAACAGUUGUUUGGUCUCACCAGCACGCAAAGACAAACUUGCUGCAGCACUAGAAAGUCAGCACUACAUAAAGAAACUCCUGAAUCUUUUCAAUAUGUGUGAAGAUGUUGAAAACAUUGAAGGGUUGCAUCACCUUUAUGAGAUCUUUAAAAGUAUAUUCCUUCUCAAUAAAAACACACUCUUUGAUACAAUGUUUGCAGACGACACUAUAUUUGAUGUGGUGGGCUGUCUAGAAUAUGAUCCUGGGUUACCCCAACCCAAGAAGCACAGGGAGUACCUUAAAGAGUUAGCAAAAUUCCGUGAGGCCAUCCCCAUCAAGAAUAAGGACCUACUUGCUAAAAUACACCAGACCUACAGAGUACAGUAUAUACAAGACAUAGUGUUGCCUACUCCCACAGUUUUUGAAGACAACCUGUUGAGCACAUUAUCAAGUUUUAUAUUUUUCAAUAAAGUAGAAAUAGUGAAACUUAUAGAAGAGGAUGAGAAAUUCUUGACAGAUUUAUUUAAACUUCUUAUGGAUGAUAAAACACCUGACACAAAGCGACGAGAUUUAGUAUUAUUUUUAAAGGAAUUCUGUAAUUUUUCACAAAAUUUGCAACCACAAGAUAAGGAUGCAUUCUACAAAACAUUAGUAUCAUUGGGGAUCCUUCCAGCUUUAGAAAUUACUCUAAGUAUAGACGAUCAGAAGACCAAGACUGCUUCUAUAGACAUUUUGACAUAUAUAGUGGAGUUCUCACCAUCAGUUGUGAGGGAUUACACAUUGCAACAGGCUAAUAAUACAGAGGAGGAGCAAAUGCUGCUAAAUAUAGUAAUAGAGCAAAUGCUUCGUGACCGUGACCCUGAACUGGGAGGAGCAGUACAGCUGAUGGGUGUUCUUCGCAUUCUACUGGACCCUGAAAGCAUGCUAGCCUCAGUGAACAAGAGUGAAAAGGCAGACUUCCUCAAUUUCUUCUAUAAACACAGUAUACAGACAUUGAUAGCUCCACUUCUGGAGAAUACAAUGGGCGAAAAACCUCUGAAAGAAGACUACCACACGGUGCAGCUAUUGGGGCUAGUGCUCGAGCUUCUAUCUUUCUGUGUUGAGCAUCACACAUACCAUAUCAAGACGUGCAUAUUGAAUAAGGACCUGCUCCGCCGUAUUCUAGUGCUCAUGAGAUCAACCCACACAUUCUUGGUUCUUGGCGCGCUGCGAUUUAUGAGAAAGAUCACAGCUCUCAAGGAUGAGUACUACAACCGAUACAUCAUUAAAGGAAAUCUCUUCGCGCCUGUCAUAGACGCCUUUCUUAGAAAUAAUGGCAGAUAUAAUUUAUUGGAUUCCGCAAUUUUAGAAUUAUUCGAAUUCAUCAAGCUGGAAGACAUCAAAACCCUAUGUUCACAUGUUGUGGAAAACUAUGGAAAGAUUUUGGAUGACGUUGAAUAUGUACAAACUUUUAAGGCCUUAAAAGCACGAUAUGACCAACACCAGGAUAAGCUGAAGGAGAGGGAGCGAGGUGAGUUAGUGAGCGGGAGCGUGGGGGUAACAGAAGCGGUAGUUCCGUCGUUACUUCGCUCGCGGUAUCGUCGGGAGGCGCGCACUCCUGACGACGAGGAAGAGAUGUGGUUCAAUGACGACGAUGAGCUAGAUGACGACGCGCCGCUCGAAGCAGCACAGCCGCACCCGCACCCUCACCCGCAUCCGCACGCGCAUCACGCGCUUGACGCCAUCGGCAAAAUAGUUGAUAAGAAAGUAUGCUCGACCCCAGAGGCCGUGAACGGCCCUAGUAGAGUGAUGCUUAGCACCACUGCGGCUGCCAAGCCGACUCACACUGACGUUCAGGUAUCUUCGCCCAGAUUACUCAAUAAGGGUCUCGUGGACUACGACGGUGACUCUGACGAAGAAGAAGAGGGAAGUGGAGGAGGGGGUGGUACAAGUAGUAGCGAAGAGCGAGAUGCCAAGCGGCCACGGCUGGCGUAGGGCCCUAGAGCAUUUCAAGGAAUAUAAGCUGUCCGCCCUGUCUCGCUGCUGUGCAAGCUAUUACCCAGUGAAUUGGAAUGCCAUCAGGUACUGCCGGAUCACGGGUCUAGCGCGACUCAUUCGUUUUAUUCAGAGUUUCGCGCGUGAGCAUUAGCUUCACUGGGUAACUGAAGAUCAGAAUUGAAGAGGAAAUAAUGUAUAGAUAUUUGGGUUGGUAUGUUCAGCGCCUGUACUGUUGCAACCGACAUAGUUGCUAAUCAAGUUUGUACACUUCUUGCUUUGCAUUGAUUUAGGAUUAAUUCUUAAGCAGUGUAUACUUUCAUCGGUGAUUGUGUUGGAACAUAUGUACGCCGUCCUCAGAAAUAAAACGAUUGAGUCGUCAAAUAAGGUUCAAUAUUUCACAAUAUUUAUUAUAUCAACUGAAAUAAUAAUACACGUCCCGAUGUUCUUGCAAUUUAAUUUGUCACUAAUUAAUUAAUUACUGCAUGUCUACACCUCGGAAACACCACGUGCAGAAAUUGUCCGUUUAUGUAAAUAUGAAGUGCUGACAGUGUCCAACUUCACAAUUUAGUUAGCAUAUGAAGAUCUUCAUAGAUACAUAUUUUCUAGUGUAAUUACUUCAGUUGGCAACAGAAUGUAGAACAAAAUAUUGGUUACAAAGUGUAUUUUAUGUGAAAUAAUUAUAACAUCUAAGUUACUUCUCCGAAGGACUGUAGUUGCAAAAGUACAAAGAAAAUAUGAAUGGGGAUUUGUAAUAGACGAAACAACCGCGACAUGGAUGUGUUAAGUGUACGUAUUGAUAUAGCUGAUUUCAUAAUUAACGAUCACGAGACCAAUCUUCCUUUAAAAAGAGUUUUAAUAACGCUGUGGAAUUGCUACUCACUAGGGUGUUAUAUUAGAAAUCGUAUUGAUAUCACAGUCGUUUUUACUCCAAUUAGGAAUCUAUCUUCUGAAAUAAUUUAAAAGAAAGAAAUAAGAAAAUUAUAUUUUAACAUUUGUGGGCAUUAUUGCAGAGUUAGCCUCUUGUUGAUUUAUUUUCAGGUAAUUUAUUUGCAUUCCUUUAUUAUUUCGUGUUGAGCUUUUAAGAGAUAUUUUAUUUUUGAUUUUUAAUAUAUAAAAAAAAGGUGACAUCCAUUUUUUAUUGCGAAGGGGCCUAUAUACAAAUAGAAGAUUAUAUUAGAUUCUGUUCGAUAUUCAAGGUUUAGGUGGUACAUCUGAUUACGAUAUAUAACAUUAAGGUUUAUCAAGCAAACAAAUCCUACAAACAAUUUAUCCUAAGGAAUACUCAUUUUAGCACGUUAUAAUUUAUGUUUCAUCUAAACAUUUUGUAUUUUGUAACGACUAGCCCUGGCCCUAAUUAAUAAACACUGAGGCGAUUUUGUUAUACAAAUUUUUAAAGUAAUUUGUUAAAAAUACUAAUGUAUUUUAACAUUUUAAUGUCCUUUUCAUUGUUAAUAUAGGCUUUGUUUUUUGUCAAGUUAAGCCGUGUGUGUCGUUUUCACGGCCACCACAGUUAGGGGUUACAUCACACUAAUCAACGGCGGUCAGCAUUUUGUCUGGUUUUGUAUUAUAUGUUAUAAUAUCUUUGCGCAUAGUUACACACAUAAUAAUUAUGCGUAAAAUUAUUAUACAGACUUAAAAUUAUUAAGAAGACUCUUUUUUGACAAAUAGAAAGUUUUUUUACAGCGUCGUAUUUGCAUCUUAUAGUCUGUAGUCUAACUUCAAAUUUUGUUUUUGUUCUGUUAACUGUUUAGUAUAACCGAGGAAGAUUUGACACAAAGUUGAUAAACGCCUAAAAGUGUUCUUAUGUGAGAGUUUUUUUUUACUAUU